ACGCAACGACGGGCGGGAUUGGGGCGGAUGUGUGCCAGGUGCAAGUGUCGUCUGCACCACACCCUUUACCACAUUUUGGUGUCUACGACAUUCGACGACGUCUGAACGACUGCGGUAUAAGUCUGCGCACAUAGUGUCUGUGGUGUGGACGAAACUCCCAGAGACGAUAACCACACACGGUGAGACGACGACGGCGGGUGUGACGUGAAAGACGGCGAUAACGGCAGGACCACGGCAGGGCGGCCGCGGACGGCUUUCAAGAAGCUCGCUGCACAGGCGCGCCGAGAGGAAACGUUGCUGACGUCACUCGUCACGCUUGCCUGGAGAAGUAAACACAAGCAAAAGAGGGCAAUGUGCGACUACACCAACGUGCCGACGACAGUGUUCACGCCCAUCGAGUACGGCUGCAUCGGUUACUCGGAAGAGGACGCCAUCAGCAAGUUUGGAGAGGAAAACAUAGAGGUUUUUCAUGCAAACUUCACACCCCUGGAGUGGACUCUUCCGAAGCGAGGGACGGACAUGGGCUAUGUCAAAGUUGUCUGCCUGACUCCCGAACGGGACCGGAUCCUCGGCUUCCACUACCUGGGGCCCAAUGCUGGUGAGGUGACGCAGGGCUUUGCCACGGCCAUGAAGCUGGGUGCCACUAAGGCCGACUUGGAUGCCACCAUCGGCAUACAUCCAACGUGCGCCGAGCUCUUGACCACGUUGUCGAUCACCAAGAGAUCCGGGACAGACGCCAAGCAGGGAGGCUGCUGAGGUUAAAUCCCGUCGUCUGGAGGGCCGUCCGCUUCGACCAUUCUGCCGACGUCUCCUCGCACCGAAGAGCCAUAGACAUGAAGUGGCGAUAGAAGCAGAUUGCAAGCCUUUCAUCAACAACAGAAGUCGGCGUAGAAGCGGCAGCCUUCCGGCGAUGGGGAAAAAGCCGUGUUUUGUCGGGUAUCACUGCGCAGCUUCUCGCACUUGCGAGACAAAUGACGGCUGUGCCGCGAAACCCAGAAUUUGGGAGCGGCCGGCUUGAUGUUGCUGCAGCAGUCGUUCCCUCAAGCUCAAUCGCAAGAUUGCUUGUUUUUUUAAACUGUGCAGAGCUUGUUUCUUUGUAGUGUUAUGCGCUUUGCAAUAAAUAUUUAUUGAGCUCUUA
Molecule: messenger RNA, 1138 nt
Organism: Ixodes scapularis (black-legged tick)
Lineage: Eukaryota; Metazoa; Arthropoda; Arachnida; Ixodida; Ixodidae
Product: thioredoxin reductase 1, cytoplasmic-like
Exons: 5
Coding region: 352-756 (134 amino acids)
Biological process (GO): cellular response to oxidative stress; cell redox homeostasis; glutathione metabolic process
Cellular component (GO): mitochondrion; cytosol
Molecular function (GO): glutathione-disulfide reductase (NADPH) activity; flavin adenine dinucleotide binding
Source: RefSeq, a predicted model, not a curated record